GUCGCAAUUGUAAACAGUUCACGACAAGCCGUAUUCCAAGUAGCGCAGCGAGUCCCCACGUGAAUGUGGAAAAAUUUCACGCCUGGGUGCUUCUUUUUGUGAAGUUUUAGCUCCGUUAAGUGCUGCGGCAGUAACACUGACCCUGUACGGAAGGCGGGACCGGCAGGAUGCUGUAUCUGAUCGGUCUGGGGCUCGGAGACGCCACAGACAUUACAGUGAAGGGUUUGCAGGCGGUGAAGAGCUGCUCCAGAGUUUACCUGGAGGCCUACACAUCCAUCCUCACCGUGGGCAAAGAGGCGCUGGAGGAGUACUAUGGGAAGCAGCUGAUCCUAGCAGACCGAGAUCUAGUUGAACAAGGAGCAGAUCAAAUCCUGGAGGAUGCAGAUGUCACUGAUGUGGCAUUUCUGGUGGUGGGCGACCCAUUUGGAGCCACCACACACAGUGACCUAGUGCUGAGAGCAGUGAAUGCUGGGAUACCAUACAAAGUCAUUCACAAUGCCUCCAUCAUGAAUGCAGUGGGCUGCUGUGGUUUGCAGCUGUAUAAUUUUGGAGAAACUGUGUCGGUAGUGUUUUGGACAGAGACGUGGAGACCAGAGAGCUUCUACGACAAAAUUUGUAAAAACAGAACAGCUGGACUGCACACACUCUGUUUGCUGGAUAUUAAAGUCAAAGAGCAGAGCAUCGAGAACAUGAUGAGAGGGAAGAAGAUCUACGAGCCUCCUCGCUUCAUGACAGUCAACCAGGCUGCAGAUCAGCUAAUACAGGUCAUCCACAGGAGGAGGGAGGAGGGCGAGGAGUUGGGCAUGACGGAGGACACUGUGUGCGUUGGUGUGGCCCGACUCGGCUCUGAUGACCAAAAGAUCCGUGUAGGAACAUUAAAUCAACUGGUGUCAUGUGACCUCGGUGCUCCACUCCAUUCGCUGGUCAUCACCGGUCGACUCCACCCGUUGGAGGUGGACAUGCUGCGAGUAAAUGCAGAACCAAACGCACUGGAAAACCUGCGCAUGAUUGACAGCUCAACCUACAGCUCUUGACACACUUGUGUUCACCUGCUUGUCUACAGCUACCAUUAGUGACACACUAUAUAAUCCCAGGCCCCAAAUGGUAAAUUAAACUGCACCCUGAGGCAGAACUUGACCCUUCCCAAUGAACUGUUAUUUUUAUUUUUUGUUUGGUGAUGUUUUAGACUGAAUUGGAAAUUUUUGGAAAGUUGAAGACAUGUCAUCACCGUGAACUUUUACUCAGUAGUACAGCUGCUGUCCACUUGUGAACUUCCCAUGCUCAUUUCUUUUUCAAUAUUCCAAGUUUCAUAGAUUUAACUUUUCUUAAUUGCCCUUCAUAAAAACAGCUAUACAAGGCUGAGUCAUUAGUCAGGA
Messenger RNA from Oreochromis niloticus (Nile tilapia), 1376 nucleotides. It is a transcript of the gene dph5, whose product is annotated as diphthamide biosynthesis 5. NCBI's taxonomy places the organism in Eukaryota, Metazoa, Chordata, Actinopteri, Cichliformes, Cichlidae. Gene Ontology annotation, molecular function: diphthine synthase activity. The record is from RefSeq and is a predicted model, not a curated record. The transcript is spliced from 7 exons. Bases 168 to 1034 code for a protein of 288 amino acids. Gene Ontology annotation, biological process: protein histidyl modification to diphthamide.